AUGUUGAGCUUCUUCGGAGUGCCCCAUUUCAUUUCGCAACUUACUAACAUCCAACAGGAAUGGGACUUGAACACCCUCUCCGUGAACGCCGACUACGUUGGACACAACGGUUACGUCUCCGCCGUCACCAUUGCCCCAGAUGCCACUUUGUGUGCCUCUGGUGGAAAGGACGGAAUCAUUGUCUGGGACUUGUCCGGAAAGAAGGUUCUUUUCACCUUGCCAUCCGGUGACGUUGUCCACGACUUGGCCUUCUCUCCAAACAGAUACUGGUUGUGUGCUGCCACCUCUGCCUCGAUCAAGAUCUACAACUUGCAAUCACAAUCUUUGAUGGACGAGUUGAAACCAGAGGUUUCCUCCGCUGCCGGUGGAAAGGAGCCUGAGUGUAUCUCCGUCGCCUGGUCCGCCGACGGUCAAAGCCUGUUCUCCGGUUACACCGACAACCUCAUCCGUGUCUGGCAGGUUAUGACCUCGAGCUAA
Molecule: messenger RNA, 477 nt
Organism: Kuraishia capsulata CBS 1993
Lineage: Eukaryota; Fungi; Ascomycota; Pichiomycetes; Pichiales; Pichiaceae
Exons: 1
Coding region: 1-477 (158 amino acids)
Biological process (GO): rescue of stalled cytosolic ribosome; positive regulation of protein phosphorylation
Cellular component (GO): nucleus; cytosol
Molecular function (GO): ribosome binding; protein kinase C binding; translation regulator activity
Source: RefSeq, a predicted model, not a curated record